Molecule: messenger RNA, 1950 nt
Organism: Chrysoperla carnea
Lineage: Eukaryota; Metazoa; Arthropoda; Insecta; Neuroptera; Chrysopidae
Product: potassium voltage-gated channel protein Shaw-like
Exons: 10
Coding region: 4-1950 (648 amino acids)
Biological process (GO): protein homooligomerization; potassium ion transmembrane transport
Cellular component (GO): dendrite membrane; voltage-gated potassium channel complex; neuronal cell body membrane
Molecular function (GO): delayed rectifier potassium channel activity; protein binding
Source: RefSeq, a predicted model, not a curated record
AUAAUGGAUGGCGAAAAUCGUAUAAUAUUAAAUGUUGGUGGAAUUCGAUAUGAAACAUAUAAAGCUACGUUGAAAAAGAUACCUGCAACGAGAUUAUCUCGUUUAACUGAAGCAUUAGCCAAUUAUGAUCCAAUAUUGAAUGAAUAUUUCUUCGAUCGACAUCCAGGCGUUUUUGCUCAAGUUCUAAACUACUAUAGAACUGGUAAAUUACACUAUCCAACAAAUGUUUGUGGUCCAUUAUUUGAAGAAGAAUUAGAAUUUUGGGGACUUGAUUCAAAUCAAGUUGAACCAUGUUGUUGGAGUACUUACAGUAUUCAUCGUGAUACACAGGCAACGCUUGCAAUUUUGGAUAAAUUAGAUAUUGAUGCUGAAAAACCAAAUGAUGAAGAAAUCGCUCGUUUAUUUGGUUAUGAAGAAGCAUUUUUAGCUGGUAAUUUAACACGAUGGCAACGAAUAAAACCUCAAAUAUGGUCUUUAUUCGAUGAACAUUACUCUUCAACGGCUGCUAAAAUUGUUGCUGUUAUAUCUGUAUUUUUUAUAUGUAUAUCCGUAUUAUCAUUUUGUUUAAAAACACAUCCGGAUAUGCGGAUACAUAUUGAACGACCAAUAGGUGUUAAUGGUAGCAGUAUUAUUUUAACACGAGUGGAUGAUGUACCACAUUCAGCAUUUUUUUAUGUGGAACUUGUAUGUAAUGUUUGGUUUACAUUUGAAUUAUUAGUACGAUUUGUGGUUGCACCAAACAUUAUGGAUUUUAUAAAAUCGCCAGUAAAUAUAAUUGAUUUUAUAGCAACGUUAAGUUUUUACACGGAUUGGAUAUUGCAAACUAGUAUUGCCCAACCCAUUGCUGAUAAAGCGAAUAUUUUAGAAUUUUUUUCAAUAAUACGUAUAUUACGUUUAUUCAAAUUAACACGUCAUUCACCGGACCUAAAAAUAUUAAUACAUACAUUUAAAGCAAGUGCGAAAGAAUUAACAUUAUUAGUGUUUUUUCUUGUUUUGGGUAUAGUUGUAUUUGCUAGUUUGGUGUAUUAUGCGGAACGUUUACAGGAAAAUCCAAAGAAUAAUUUUAAGAGUAUACCGGAAGGAUUGUGGUGGGCGAUUGUUACUAUGACAACAGUGGGAUAUGGUGAUAUGGCACCAAAAACAUAUGCUGGAAUGUUCGUUGGGGCUUUAUGUGCAUUGGCUGGUGUAUUAACAAUAGCUUUACCUGUACCAGUUAUUGUAUCAAAUUUCAGUAUGUUCUAUUCACAUACACAGGCUAGAUCGAAGUUACCGAAAAAGCGACGACGUGUUUUACCAGUUGAACAACCGCGUAGAAAACGUGGAGAUGGUGCUGCCAACCGUCGUAUGAAUGCUAUAAAACAUCAUCACCCUGCGCUGUUCAAGGAUGCUUUCGGUAACGCUAAAAUCGGAAAUGUGAAUGGUGUAAACGUGAUUGGCAUUGCAUUACAAACACCAUCAGUGGUUCCAAGUCUUGCCGUUAUACGACACCCAUCGUCUGAUUCGCGUUCUCUUGUACCAUCUGGUGAUACAACAAGUGUUGAUUGGGCACCAUCGGCUGCCAGCUGCGGUUCAAUAUUACCGUUGGCACCUCUACAACCCCGCCCAGCAACAAUUGGUGGAUUAGAUGUAAUUACAGCACCACGUCAACCUCGUGUUAUAUUGUCAUCAGAAAAAGAAAGCACAGCUCAUUCACAACAGCAACAACAACGUGAAACUAAAUCGGAACCACGUGAAGUUACUACAUCUGUGGCCAUAAAUCGAAAAACAUCGAUAACACCAUCUUAUAAAAAUACUGAAUUGAAAACCAAUGAUGAAAUUGUGACAAUUAGUAAAACUGUCGAUGAACAGGAAAAGCAACAAUCGACAACAACGCUAUCUAGUGGUGCUAUUAGUAAGGAAAAAUUAUUGUGUUUAGAUUUAAUAAAUGCUGAACGUAAUGAAAUUUUGUAA